AUGCGGGAGCCCCUUUGGAUUCUUCAGAAACGUUUCGUUGAUCGAAGGCUCCCUCUCCCAAUUGCAAAAGCAUACCUUCUUAUUCUUCUUGCGGGCCUUGACUAUCUCCAUUCAGAAUGCAGGAUUGUGCAUACGGACUUGAAGCUCGACAAUAUUUUGAUGACGUUCGAGAGCGAAGACAUUCUCUCUAACUUUAUCAAAGAGCAGACCACUAACCAGCCUAUGCAGUACAAGACUGAUCCGACGAGCGGACGUACCAUUUACCGUUGUCACAAUGAUUUCGGGUCCCUCGAUUGGAGAGAGCUUCGGAAAAUGUUGCCUAAAAUUGUUGACUUUGGGUUAUCAACUCGCCUUGAGAGUGGUAGCCAGGGGCAAGUGAGGAACGAAACAGCUGGUUUUUAUCCAAUACAGCCGGACCAGUAUCGUGCACCGGAAGUCAUUCUUGGCUGCCCAUGGAGUUUUAGCGCGGAUAUAUGGAAUAUCGGAGUCCUGGCGUGGAAUAUAAUCGAGAACACCGACCUAUUCCUCCAUGUGCAUGAUAGCCAAGCCCAUUACAAUCCCAAGACACAUUUAGCGGAAAUGAUUGCCCUAUUUGGCCCUCCGCCAAAGGAGUUGCUAGCAAAGUCGGAAGCCAUGGCAGGAUUUAGUUGGUCUAAGCCUAUUAUGAAUGAGACAGGUAGGCUCUGUAAUAACGGGCGAGAGUAUUUCAAUGGGCCUUUAAGGAAAAUGCGGAAACUGGAGGAUUCGAUCCGUUCCUUGGAGCACAAGGAAAGACAGGCCUUCUUGUCCUUUGUAUCCCUUGCGCUUGCCUGGAAUCCGGAAGAUAGGCAGACAGCCAGCGAGUUGAUGGAACAUCCGUUUCUGAAUGGGUAA
Messenger RNA from Aspergillus calidoustus, 873 nucleotides. NCBI's taxonomy places the organism in Eukaryota, Fungi, Ascomycota, Eurotiomycetes, Eurotiales, Aspergillaceae. The record is from the annotation of a GenBank genome assembly.